Aphidius gifuensis is the source of this 1327-nucleotide messenger RNA. It is a transcript of the gene Vps36, whose product is annotated as vacuolar protein-sorting-associated protein 36. NCBI's taxonomy places the organism in Eukaryota, Metazoa, Arthropoda, Insecta, Hymenoptera, Braconidae. The record is from RefSeq and is a predicted model, not a curated record. Gene Ontology annotation, cellular component: ESCRT II complex; late endosome membrane. Gene Ontology annotation, molecular function: ubiquitin binding; phosphatidylinositol-3-phosphate binding. The transcript has 6 exons. Bases 62 to 1261 code for a protein of 399 amino acids. Gene Ontology annotation, biological process: protein transport to vacuole involved in ubiquitin-dependent protein catabolic process via the multivesicular body sorting pathway.
UGUAGUAAAAUCAGCUGAUUGACAAUUUGACAUGAUUCAAGUUUGUCAAUAAAAAAUAAACAUGAACCGAUUUGAGUAUGCUGAAUCAAAGUUAUUACAAAAUGAAAUUCAAUUGAGACGAGACAUUCCAAUAAGUAUUUACGAUGGAGAUACAAAGUCUAAUUUUUCUGGAGGUGAAUUGGUUUUGACAAGUCACAGAUUUAUAUGGGGAAGACCUGGUGAAAUAUCUCGUGAACAAAUAUGUCUGUCUUUAGCUUUACGACAUAUUGUUUUUUUCGAAGAAGAAAAUCAAGGUCCUUUUUCAUUUGCCAAAAGUAAAAAAAUUAUUUUACAUUUAGCUGAGUGUCCAAUUGAUAAAUUGCCUGGACCAGUGGACAAUAGUUCUAAUAUGUAUAUUAAAUUUUCAUUCAAAGAAGGAUUGGAUCCAAAUUUUUUAUUCAAUCUUUCAGAUGCAAUAAUGAAAAAAGCUUGGGAAAUAACACCAAUAUUACCAAUGAUGUCUGAUGUUAGUUUACAAAAUAAAUCAGAAAAAACUAAACUUCCUGUUAUUAAAACACGAACUGGAAUAAUUGGAAUUGAACGAAGUCUACAAGAACGACAAAGAGCUACUGAUGACAGCAUAUCUAUGGCCUUUCAAGAUUUAAAAAAACUCAUGGAAAUGGCUAAAGACAUGGUCUCCAUAUCAAAAACAAUAUCUGCAAAAAUAAAGGAACGACAAGGUGAUAUUACUGAAGAUGAAACAGUUAAAUUCAAAUCGUAUUUAAUGAGCCUUGGUAUUGAUGAUCCAGUCACCAGGGAGGCAUGCAAAAGUAGCAAUGAGUACUUUAGACAAUUAGCUAUGCAACUUUCACAAAUUCUUGAAGAACCAAUCAAGGAAGUUGGAGGAAUGAUGACACUAACUGAUGUUUAUUGUCGUGUUAAUCGAGCAAGAGGACUUGAACUAUUAUCACCAGAAGAUUUGUUAAAUGCCAGUCGACUUUUAGCACCACUUGGUUUGCCAAUUGUACUUAGAGUUUUUGACAGUGGUGUUAUGGUACUACAAGCAAAAUCUCAUGAUGAUAAUGCUGUUAUUGAAGGAAUAACUGAACUGUUGCAAGAACGAGGAUCUAUUACAGCUGAAGAAUUGGCACAAUCUGAAGGAAUAUCUGUUAUUUUGGCACGUGAAAGACUCAUAGUUACAGAAAAAAAUGGUCGUGCAUGUAGAGAUGAUGCGAUUGAAGCACUUAGAUUUUAUCCAAAUUUAUUUCUUGAUCAAAAAUGAUAAAAUUAUAAUUACCCCAAUUUAAUAUUAUAUUUUAAUAACACGGCUUGUGUUAAAUAAUUAUUU